GGAAGAACAGGAAUAGCGAACGGGUUAUACAACUAAUAGAAGCAGCAAUCUAUAGCCAGCUAAAUCUUUCAAUUUAUUGAUCAAGGCUAUGCUCAACAUGGAAUUUUAACAUUAGACUGCAUUAAUAUCUGGCUAAUAGUUUAGCUUCUGUAAAUUAUGAUAAUGAUGAUGAUGAUGAUGAUGAUUGUCAAGAUCUGGCACAUCCCAUAGAAACGAUGCACGAGCUGGUUCUUAAGUAUGUCAAAGGAGAAGAAAAUUACAAUCUAUUAUAGAACGAAAUCUUUUUAAAGUCUACAGGAACAGCUGGAAGCACUGAAGGCAUAUGUAAACCCAAAUAGUUCCACUUCAUCCAAAGAUGAGAAAAGCUAUCCCACAUCCUGCUUGACGUCCUCGUUCAAUGAAAGUAAAAUUGCAAGUGGAAUUCGUACGAUUAAAGUACCAGGUAUGGCUCCCUUUUCCGUAGCCUGUGAUAACUGUUUGGCUGGAUACGGAUGGCUGGUGAUACAGAGGCGCAUCAAUGGCAGCUUGAACUUCUAUCGAAACUGGGAGGAGUACAAGCAAGGCUUCGGUAGUCUCGAUGGCGAGUUUUUCAUUGGACUGGAGAAACUGCGUGCCAUAACUGCCCUGGAGCCCUUCGAGUUGUAUAUCGUCCUGGAGGACUUUAAUGGAACCACGCGAUCAGCGAGAUUUGAUGAAUUUGCCAUUGGCAGCGAAGAGGAUGACUAUGCGCUCUAUGUCCUGGGCGCCUAUUCGGGAAAUGCCGGAGACUCGUUGAGAAGUCAUCAGAAAAUGAAAUUCUCGACGUACGAUCGGGACAACGAUCGAGAGUUCCACAGGAAUUGUGCCUUUCUCCACGUGGGUGCCUGGUGGUACAAUAGUUGUGUGGACAGUAAUCUCAAUGGGCAAUAUAUUGAGGGCGGUAAAUAUGAAGAGAAUCUCUUCGCGCGCGGCAUGUGCUGGAGAGCCUGGCGUGGCCACAACUAUGGCUACAAGUUCACCCAAAUGAUGAUCAGACCCAAAUGCCGACACUUUCCAGCUACCUUCAGGAGCAACAACAACACGAGACAACACUGCGAAGCAUUCUCUUAGCCAUUUCGAUAGGAUUUAAAUAUAUUCCAAUCAUGUUAUUUCCUGGUUUCUUUAGGCAUAUAUUCAUAUAUAUUUCAGUAUGUUUUUUCCACAAAUUUAUACCUAGUAUACUAUUUCCUGCAUUGCA
Drosophila arizonae is the source of this 1216-nucleotide messenger RNA. Its product is annotated as microfibril-associated glycoprotein 4. Lineage: Eukaryota; Metazoa; Arthropoda; Insecta; Diptera; Drosophilidae. The record is from RefSeq and is a predicted model, not a curated record.